Molecule: messenger RNA, 414 nt
Organism: Mesorhabditis spiculigera
Lineage: Eukaryota; Metazoa; Nematoda; Chromadorea; Rhabditida; Rhabditidae
Source: the annotation of a GenBank genome assembly
AUGUGGUGCACGACGUUUGUCAGUCUGAAUCGAUUGACUACUGUGUUAUUUCCAUUCUCGUAUGAGAGGUUGUGGAAAAAGAUGUAUCCAAUCGCGGUGCUUGUUACCGUAUUCCUUCCGGUCUGUUUCAUGUGGCAUCUUCUCGUUAGCCCCGUGAAAUUCGUCGUGACGAAUGGGGCAUUAAGCUUCGAUUAUGUACGCACCGUCACUUGGAUGGUAUUCUACUACACGCUCUACAUCGCCGUAAACUUCGACUAUUUCGCUCGUCUCUACGCGGUACGACCUCUCUUCUGGGAUCUCUUGACUCUCAGCCCACCCUGGACACUUCUCAUCCUGAGCACAGAUAUCAGGACACGGAUCUUCACGCACAUGGUCGGCCCCAUCGACGUCAGCUUCAGCGCCACUCGGUCCACU